Sorex araneus (European shrew) is the source of this 333-nucleotide messenger RNA. Its product is annotated as 60S ribosomal protein L23a-like. Gene Ontology annotation, biological process: ribosomal large subunit assembly; translation. Gene Ontology annotation, cellular component: ribosome; cytosolic large ribosomal subunit. Gene Ontology annotation, molecular function: structural constituent of ribosome. The transcript has a single exon. The coding region runs from base 1 to 333 and encodes 110 amino acids. The record is from RefSeq and is a predicted model, not a curated record. NCBI's taxonomy places the organism in Eukaryota, Metazoa, Chordata, Mammalia, Eulipotyphla, Soricidae.
AUGACAUCAAAAAUAAAGAAGGAAGCUUCUUCCCUCCCAAAGAAAGAUGAAGCCAAAGUAGAAGAUUUGCAGGUCAAGGAAUCAGUGUGGAAAGAUGGCCAUAUCCAUCAAAGAAAGAAUUGUACCUUCUCCUCCUUUUUAUGGCCUAAGAUUCUGACUCUGAGGGCAACCCAGACAGCCUCAGAGAACGCCCCCAGGAGAAAAACUCUUGACAUCAUCAAGUUCCCUGUGACCGCUAUGUCAGCCGUGAAGGAGAGAGAAGAUAAGGAAACACCUGUGUUCAUUGUGAAUGUCAAGGCCAAUAAGCCCCAGAUUAAACAGGAAGCACUGUGA